GGGUGAACCUCUACCUUACGAGCCAAGCCAAAUCAUCCCAUCAAAGAACACCGCCAGGAUGUCAAUAUCACAAUCGGAAACAGACAUCAUCCUCAACAAGGCCAAUGUCGCCCUGGCCCGCAGUCAACGGCUGGUCGCCUCAUGGCUCCCAGCUCCGACGACGGAGGACCAAGCCAAUGUGAAAUCCGAAGAGGAGUUGCAGCGCGAAGAGGAUGAGAUAUUCACAGCGGUCCCAGAAACGCUCGGAGUUGGAGCGCCUUUGCCGACGAAAGCCGCGGAUGGAAGUUGGAAUCGCACGGAACUGGACUCAAAUGAUAAAUUACGGAAACAGCUUCUCGGUCGCAAUUAUCAGAAAGUCAUGGCGGCCAAGGCGAAUGCAAAGACGGGGGCGUCCUCCGCUGGUGCCGCGACAGGUCGACCGUCGAUGAAGGCGGCGGCGUCCGGCGCCGGUCACGGGGCUGACCAGGAAGAUGAGGAUGAGGAGGAAGGUCGCCUGGCUCUUAUUGGCAGAAAGAAUAACUCGUUUUCAAGGAAGAGGAAAGCAGAUGCUCCUCCUCAACAAAGCCCGGGAGAAACCGAAAACAUGAGCUCGGAGGCCAAGGUGACAGAUGUUGGUAGCGAGGGUAAAUCAGAAGGGGCUCCAUCGCAACCCUCAUCUGGCCGAAGAGGUAGGAAAAAGGGCACAAGCUUUUUAGAUGAGAUCUUGGCCGAGCGGUCGAAGAAGAGAAAGAAGAGGUGAUUACUUGGUGCAUGUUUCGGU
Aspergillus japonicus CBS 114.51 is the source of this 760-nucleotide messenger RNA. RefSeq names its product DUF3245 domain-containing protein. The record is from RefSeq and is a predicted model, not a curated record. The coding region runs from base 59 to 739 and encodes 226 amino acids. The transcript has 2 exons. NCBI's taxonomy places the organism in Eukaryota, Fungi, Ascomycota, Eurotiomycetes, Eurotiales, Aspergillaceae.